UCUCUCUUUAGCCAGCAUAUUAGAGCUUGCUUGCAGCUGUCACAUUUCUUUCUCUCUCCUCCACUACCCUUCUCUCUCCUCUCUUUUCCAUUAAAAUAAUUUUAAAAAAAACCUUUUUCAUAUUAUUUUUUAUUUUUUUAAUUAACUAACACCUCUGUCUCAAACCACCAUACCACAUCAUCAUAUUCAUAAACCAUACCCACCUCUCUCUUUUCUCUCUUAAAAUUCAGCUAUUCUCUUCUAUUACGAAAAGAACAAAGAGGUUUUGUUGAGACAAAAGAAAGAGAAAAAAUCAUAAAGAGAAAUCAAGAGAAGAAGAAAAGUUUGAUGAAGAAAGACUCAUCAAGAAUGAGAAUACCAAAAGUAGUUGAUUUGAUGCAUGCAUAAACUAGUAGAAGAAUAUCAACAACCACAGAAAAAUUAGCAAAUUUUCUUGUUAAUUUGAUGCAAUGGCUUAUCCACAUUACCGAUCACAGUUUGGAGACACAACAUUCACUAAGGUUUUUUGUUGGAGGACUAGCCUGGGAAACUCCAACCGAUGAAAUGAGGACAUAUUUUGAACAAUUUGGCGACAUUCUUGAAGCUGUCAUUAUCACUGAUAAGAACACAGGAAAAUCUAAAGGAUACGGAUUUGUAACAUUUCGCGAUCCAGAAUCAGCAAGAAGAGCUUGUGCUGAUCCAAAUCCAGUAAUUGAUGGAAGAAGAGCUAAUUGUAACAUUGCUUCUCUAGGACGUCCUAGACCAUCACCACCAAGAGGAAGAGGUAGUACAUAUCAAGGUGGGGGAGUUGGAGUAAGGACAGGAGCGGCAGCGGCAGCAGUUGGGUACGGUGGAGUUCCGGCGGGAGGGGCAGCGCAAAUGGCAGGAGGAGCAGCAACACCAGUAAUGUACCAACCAUAUGGCUACCCCACCUACACUCCUGAAUAUGGGUACCAUCAAGCCACAAUGUAUAACCCUCAGAUUCAGCAAGCACAAUACUAUCAACAAGUCUAUGGACCAUCAACUUCAACUAUGGCCUCACCAUAUUAUUAUGGCUAUUCUGUGCAACCAGCUGCACCAAGGGGUACAUUUUCUACCCCCCAACCACAUCGCAUACCAGCAGGACCAUCCUAUCUAUACUACCCUACUACACCGAUCGAAGGCGCUUCCUUCUCUGCUGCGUAUCGUCCGUAUCAACAGCAACCUGUAAUAAGGCACCCUUCUCCAACCGAUUCACAGACUCAGCAACGUACCUCAUCGGAGACAGCAUCUGGAGUAGUUAUAACUUCGGAAAGUUCAAAUACUCAAGGGAAGAACAACUAAUAAAUACUAUACACCCUUUAGUUUCAACUGUAUAAUAAUCUUCAAAUUCAAUUUCAUCACAUUAAUAUUCUUCAUCUUUUUCUACAUUAUUAUUAUUAUUAUUAUUAUUAUUAUUAUUAUUA
This is a messenger RNA of Lathyrus oleraceus (garden pea), 1424 nucleotides long. RefSeq lists its product as uncharacterized. The record is from RefSeq and is a predicted model, not a curated record. Gene Ontology annotation, molecular function: RNA binding. The coding region runs from base 445 to 1302 and encodes 285 amino acids. Lineage: Eukaryota; Viridiplantae; Streptophyta; Magnoliopsida; Fabales; Fabaceae. The transcript has 6 exons.